GCGCGCCCAGGCCGCUGGCGCCCCCUGCAACCUCCCACACCCCACCACGUGUAUCUCCUUGGGUCUGAUGUCGAUGGGAACUACAAACAAUUCUCUAAAGCGAAAUGAUAAAUAUCUUGAAGGAAAAUUCGUUCGACUGCAGAGUGAGCUCAGUACUCAAUAGAGAAGUCAAGAGCUAUGGGAAGCAGUACAUGUUCGAUGACAGCGAGGAGACGUGCUGGAAUUCUGACUCAGGGAUACCCCAAUGGAUCUUGAUCAACUUACAGAGUGAAUGUGAAAUAUCAGAAAUUGAGAUUCAAUUUCAAGGCGGAUUUGCCGGGAAAAACUUCCGUCUGUUGGCUGAAUUUUACCCAGAAGGUUUAAAACACGUUCAGGAUUUUUAUCCCGAAGACACAAACAAAGUUCAACACUUCAAAUUGGAUAAACCCCUCAGGGCCACCGGAUUCAAAAUUAUUUUUGACGAUAGCACCGAUUUUUUCGGCAGGAUUAUUAUCUAUAAACUAGCUCUGUAUUCCAAAAGUUGAAUAAACAAAUUAUUUUCUACAUAUUUAUACAUAAGGUCAUAUGGCCUAAUGUACCAGGAUAGGUGAUAUUAAGUUGGUAAACUCCUUUGUUGAUAUGUUUUUAUUUUUAUUUUAUAAUAGUUAAUAGGUAAAACGUCAUAUUCUCAUCGACAAUCAUAUAAGAUAUUUACAAAUGUAAAUGUCUGAUAUAAAAAUUAGUAAUAUAUGAAAGAAAAA
Diachasmimorpha longicaudata is the source of this 740-nucleotide messenger RNA. RefSeq lists its product as uncharacterized. The transcript has 3 exons. Lineage: Eukaryota; Metazoa; Arthropoda; Insecta; Hymenoptera; Braconidae. The record is from RefSeq and is a predicted model, not a curated record. The coding region runs from base 105 to 524 and encodes 139 amino acids.